Parasteatoda tepidariorum (common house spider) is the source of this 6114-nucleotide messenger RNA. RefSeq names its product attractin-like protein dsd (gene dsd). Lineage: Eukaryota; Metazoa; Arthropoda; Arachnida; Araneae; Theridiidae. The record is from RefSeq and is a predicted model, not a curated record. Gene Ontology annotation, cellular component: Golgi apparatus. Gene Ontology annotation, molecular function: protein binding.
CAUUUGGCUGCGAAUGUGCUUUUUCCACUUUGUUUGGUAGUCGGGUAGGUUGGAAUAGGAAUAUGCUUUACGGUAUAGUGCAGCAAUGGAAGGGCGAUAAUGGAAAUUUUAAUGAUUUUUUCUACGCAUGGAAAACAAAUCAAGCUUCGAGAUUUCCUGACAUAUGCAUAUAUUUUUAUUAACCUGACAUUUUAUAUUUUAAUUUCGGUAGAAUCUGUUGCAUUAACAUCGUUUCAGUGUCACGAUGUACAAUGCGUUCACGGUGUUUGCAGGGAAGGCCGUUGUAUAUGUAACCCGGGGUGGCAGGGAAUUGGAUGUCAUCGUUGCGGUGGUCGGGUCAGAUUAACAGAACCAUCUGGCUUCAUCAUCGAUGGCACUGGAAACUAUAGUGUUGAUAUGCAAUGCACCUGGCUUAUUGAAAGUGGCUUACCUAAUAGCACUAUUAGAUUGGAGGUAGCACAUUUUGAAACUGAAUGUAGUUGGGAUCAUUUGUAUAUAUUUGAUGGAGAUUCUGUGUUUUCUCGAUUACUUGCAGCUUAUAGCGGAGUACUUGUAAGAUAUGGAACACCUUCUGACAAAUUAUCUGAAAUUGUCGCAACAUCAGGAAGUGCAUAUAUCUACUUUUAUAGUGAUGCUGCAUAUAACAUGAGUGGUGUAAAUAUUACGUAUAGCAUUAACAGUUGCCCAAAAAAUUGUUCUGGACGGGGACCAUGUGUUGAUGGCUUUUGUACUUGCUGGGCAAGUUGGACUGGUGAAGCAUGUGAUGUUCCUGUUUGUCCUUCAAAUUGUCAAGACAAUGGCGAAUGUGAUGUUGAGCAUCAUCGAUGUAUUUGUAAACCUGGCUACACUGGUUUUGAUUGCAGUUUUAGAAUUGAUGAAGGGUGGUGGGCGGAGGAGCCAGCUAAACUUAAAAUACAAGGGCGUGCUUUACACGAAGCUGUUGUCAUUGGUGAUGAAAUGUGGGUUAUUGGAGGAGAAAAUUUUCACCACGCAAGUUUUCAAAAUAUGAUUAGGUAUAAUUUUAUAAAGAGGAAUUGGAAAGUGAUUGCUAGUAAUUCCACUGUUGAGCCAUUAUCCAGAUAUUGCCAUUCUGUUGUUACAUAUGAGGAUAACCUUUACAUGUAUGGUGGUAUGUUGUAUAAUGGAACAGUUCUUAAUGAAUUAUGGCUUUUUAACACAACUAAACGGACGUGGCAUUUGUUAUCAAAGAUGACUAUGGAUCAAAAUUGCCAUUCUGAGCCUUGUAGUCCAUUAGCUGCCAUGGGACACACUGCAACAGUUGUUGGAAACUAUAUGAUUGUUAUAUUUGGUCAUAAUCCUGUAUAUGGUUAUUUAAAUACUGUACAGCACUAUAACUUUGGAUCCAACCACUGGGAACUAAUUGUUACUAAAGGAGCCAUCGUAAAAGGUGGUUAUGGUCAUACUAGUGUGUAUGAUAGUGGAACUCAAAGAAUAUAUGUGUAUGGCGGUUAUCAUUCUUAUGGAGCAGAAGCAGCUUUAGUAGAUUUCUUAUAUGCUUAUAAUUCUUGGGAAUAUACUUGGGUUUUACUAACUCCUAGCCAGUCUCAUCGCUAUCUUCAUAGUAGUGUUAUUUUAAAUGGAAUGAUGCUUGUUUUUGGAGGAAACACCCAUAAUGGCACUUCUUAUAGUAAUGGUGGGCAAUGUUUUUCAGCAGAUUUUCAAGCUUAUGAUAUAGCGUGUGAUACCUGGCAUACUAUGAAUUUUCCAUCCAUUCACAAUCAAAAUAUAGCAAGAUUUGGCCAUUCAGCAGUUGUAUAUAAUGGUUCUAUGUAUGUAUUUGGAGGGUUUAAUGGACAAAUGCUGAAUGAUAUACAGAAGUUAACUCCUGGCUCUUGUGAGAAAAAUGCUAACAACGGAGCUUGUGAAAAAGCUGCUCCAGGAAUAAAGUGUGUUUGGAAUUUUGAAAAGAAAAUUUGCCAACCUUUUUCAGUAACAUCAAAAGUUGCUUCCUAUCAUACAUGUUCCAGGAGAGGAGCUAAUGUGACCUCAUUAUGUGGGCGUCUAACAUCUUGCCCUAGCUGUUUAGAAAACACCUAUGGCUGUGUUUGGUGUGGUUCAUCUUGCUCACAUGGCCGAUGUGGUAAAAAUAUAAAGGAAACUAACGUUCCAGAGAAAUGUGAAGUUGCAGAAAGUAGCAAUUGUGACAAACUCCAUAACUGCCAUGCUUGCCAUACUGAAUAUCAUUGCGGAUGGCAAACAGAUGAAAAAUGCUAUACUUUUGUUCGAGAAUCAAGCAAUGGUACUGAAAAAGCAAUUCUUAAUGAUGAUUAUCGAGUGAAAUGUGAAAUUCCUUGCAGUAGUAGAACCACUUGUGAAAAUUGCACUCAAGGUCCUUGCAUGUGGUGUAGCAGCCAGCAAAUAUGCAUUGAAUCAAAUGCAUAUGCAGCAGUAUUUCCUGUUGCUCAGUGUAUGGAAUGGACAACUCAAAUGACAAAAUGUCGAGGUUUAAACUGCAGAGAUAUUCAAACUUGUGACCAAUGUCAGAAGAAUCCUAGGUGUGGAUGGUGUGAUGAUGGAAGUGGGACUGGAUUAGGAGUAUGUCUUGAAGGUUCAGCAGCUGGGCCAGUUGUUAUGGGCCAAUCUACAUAUUUAUUGAACAAUACUGUUUGCUCUGCAGGGCAAUGGUUUUUUACUACUUGUCCAGCAUGCCAAUGUAAUGGUCAUAGUACUUGUGUCAAUGGUACUGAGAAAUGCGUACUACCAUGCCAGCAUCUUACUGAAGGAAGCCAUUGUCAACAAUGCAUGGCUAGUUACCAUGGUGAUCCUGUUAAUGGAGGAAACUGCACACCAUGCUUUUGUAAUAAUCAUGGUGACUUGUGUCAUCGAGAAACUGGGAGAUGUUACUGCACUACAAAAGGGAUUAAUGGACCCCAUUGCAAUAGGUGUGAUGAGUCAAAUCACUAUGUUGGCAAUCCUGAGGAAGAAAAUGGUUCAUGUUUUUACAAUCUCUCAAUUGACUUUCAGUACACUUUUAAUAUGUCAAAACCGGAAGAUCGUCAUUACACAAACAUCAAUUUUAUGAAUAUUCCUGUAAAACCAGAUGUAGAUGUUGAUUUCACGAUUUCUUGCUCAGAUUCAGCUCUUGUUAAUAUAUCAGUUGCUUCAUCUUCAUCUCCUGAAAAAUUCUUAGAUGAAAAUCACAAGUGUGGAACUUUUAAACUUCGGUUUUCACAUGACGAUCAUGUCUUUGGUGCUGACAAUUCAACUUUCUAUGUUUAUGUGUUCAAUUUCAACACCCCUUUUGUACUACAAAUCUCUUUUUCUCAGCACAGGCAGCUUGAUCUUUUACAAUUUUUUAUUACUUUUUCCAGUUGUUUUUUAUCCCUUUUGAUAAUGGCUGCUGUAAUGUGGAAAAUAAAACAAAAAUAUGAUCUUUAUAGAAGAAGACAAAGAUUGUUUGUUGAAAUGGAACAAAUGGCUAGUAGGCCAUUUGCUGGUGUUGCAGUAGAAUUAGAUGCUCAACUUGUCAUCAUAUCAGCUCACACUGGGAGCGAGGAUCGCCGAAAGAAGGUAAUAAUCCGUAAAAAGUGCCAUCCAACUCCUAUUGCACUUGAACCUUGUUCUGGAGGUAAAGCUGCUGUUUUGUCCCUUAUUGUUAGACUACCUCCAGGGGAAGAGGAAUACACUCCUGCUGGCCAAUCAGGCCUUGGAAUAGCAAGUGCAUUAGUAUCUUUAGGAACUUUAUGUAAAGGAAAUACAGAUGUAAUUAAAGAGUCCUGUAAGCUUGAUUCUUGGAAAACUAGUUCGAAUUCUAGUACGUGUAUAUAGGACUUUGGUACUUAAUUUAAAAAAGGAAAUGGAGCUAUUGAUGAACUUCAUCACUCUGUUUUCUGGAGCUCCGAGUGUUGUGCAGGGCUUGCAACAUGAGUCUUUCCAGUUGAUUUCCCUUGUCAAAUGUGAAGGUUUAAGGGAAAAUGUGAAUAGCUGUAUAGUUAAAUAUAAUUAUAUGUGUGUUUAUUUUUUAUUAGUUUAUGUUAACACCUACAAGCUAAGUCAUUUAUAUAUUAGGAUGCACAUAUAAAAAAACUCAGUUUUCCAAUUUCCAGACUUUUCAGUAUCCAUCUCUGCUCUAUUUAUUCAGCAAGUUAAAUUAGGAUUGAAUCAAUCAAACUUAGUUCCUGGAAAGAUAGUGCUUAAAUGUCACUCCUAUUUUUCUUGCUCAGAAAUAAAGUAACUGCUAUUCUUGCGGUCUCAGAUUGGUACAAAGUAGUUGUGAUACCUAUAAAAGACGAAUACUUUUGUAUUGUUUGUAAGCGUUAUUUACUUGUAUAAAACUCUGUAUAGAAUCCCAUCCAACUAUUUCAUCAUCGUAAGAGGCACUUGUUUUUAUUUAUUUUGACCAACAGUAAUAUGACUGAUAGAAGUAAUUUUUUAAAGCUUUUUAGCUGUUAUUUUUAAUCUUAAGUGUUUUAAAUAUUUUAUCAAAGAAUUAUAUUUUAAGUAGUGCAUUUAACAAGGCUGUCUUAUUUAUUAUAUAUUACAUGUAUUGGUGUUUUAUAAUUUUGUGAACAGUUUUGUGCUUGUAAUUAUUUUAAUAAGAUAUGUAAAAAAAUUCAAUGUAUAUAAUUUGUAUUAUGUGUGUUUUUUAUUUGUGUUAAUAUUUGAAUGCAAAGAUGUAUAUGGUGUGUAUAUAAAUGUUGACAUAUGAAUUAUUGAUGGAGAGGAUAAAAUUAUUUUCAAUUAACAUAUUUAUUCAAAAUAUAAACUGGCUGUUUAAUAAACCCGAAUUAGCCAAGAAAAAAUAAUGUACCUGUUAGAUCUGAAAGCAAUUUUAAAAUAAUCUUUUCACCUAUUUACUAUUUCAAGAUUUUAAAAUAAGGAAAAAUCACCAUGGUUUCUAUUUCAUUAUUUUAGUUUUUGAUCUCAUUAUUUUAAUAUUUUAUUUUUAUAUUUUUAUUAAAUUAGAUUUAAAAAAAACUAAAAUCUGACCUAAUGCUCUAUGCUGUUAUUAUAUAUAUAAUUGAUUGAUAUUUGAUUUAUUGUAUGUUUGGAUUGUGUGAUGAUUGUAUGCCUGGUAGAAAACUAUUAUAUAUUUAUUGUAUUAUUUUUUAUCAUUUCAUUCUUGAACUUUUUUUCUGCUUACAUUAGAUAUUAUUCAAAUCGCCAAAUUGAAAGAAAAAAGAGUUCUAUUAAUUUCUGCUUUAAACAAUUUGCCUUUGCUUGGAAGAAUUUCUCUCACUUUUGUCUCGAUUUUAAUAUUAUACACAAUAUAUUGAUAAAAUAAAAAAUCUAAGUUUAUUUGAGAUAGCAAUAAAUAAUAACUUAUUGAAUCAAAAAUCAUUUGAAAUGAUUUUCUAUGCACUCAAACCUUACUAUGCAGUCAUUCAUAAUCAUCUUCAUUGUAAUUUAUUCAUUAUAUUCCAGUAAAUAGCAAUAAUUAUUUAAAUUAUUCAUUGAAAACCUCAUUUGUGUGUGGUGUCUGCUCAGUAUUGUGAUCCUAAUUUAUACAUUUAAUGAAGUAUAUGUCUAAAGCUUUUUAAAUUAAUAAUAUCUUAAUUAUAAUAAGAAAUUGCUACUGUUGUUUAUUAUAAAAAAUUACUACUUUUGUAUAGGAAUAUUUUAUGUUUUAAUUGCUUAAAAAUUUUAUAAUUUUUUUUGUUUUUAUGAAACUUGUUGCUUAAUAUUGAAAAGGGUUUAAAUAUAAUUAUUAUUUAUAAAUAAAUAUGAUUUCACAAUUUUUAUUUAAAAUAAAUAUUUCCUGCUAAUUUUAAAUAUCAAUUAUUUUAUAAAAAUUGUUUAAUUUGAUAAUUUUUUAUUUUUUUGUAGAAAUAUAAAAAUUAAUUUUUUUUAAAUAAUUGCUUUAAUUUAAAAAUUAACAAAAAACCUUUUUCUUAAUAACUGAAGCUCAGGAACAAGAGGCUUAACUAACAUUUAGAUUUUUCUGUAAUCAAUUAGUUUUGUGGUAGUAAUAUUUAAUGCUCAUUUUUAAGCAAAAUUGAAUGCUAUUUAUUCUAUGACUUUUUAUCUGUCAUCAUUGUACUUUCAAUUGAAUCAUUAGUUUCACAUAAAGCAUUUUUUUAAUUUACUGUUUCUUCUUCAAGUUUCAUGCCCAGUUUUUUAUAAUGGCAUUGAAUAAACAAAACAUUAUAUUUA